Molecule: messenger RNA, 1239 nt
Organism: Cheilinus undulatus (humphead wrasse)
Lineage: Eukaryota; Metazoa; Chordata; Actinopteri; Labriformes; Labridae
Gene: armh1
Product: armadillo like helical domain containing 1
Exons: 11
Coding region: 1-1239 (412 amino acids)
Source: RefSeq, a predicted model, not a curated record
AUGUCAGCCACUGAACAACAAGCUAAUAUCGGCAAAGUACUUAGCUUUCUCCGGGACUGGGACCGAGGUGACAGGACGGUCCGUGGCCGCAUGUUGAACUCCUUUGUAUCUCAGAACACAAGGAAGACUUAUUACGAGUUGGAGCUGGAGUUUGCACAGAUUGCCAGCCUGUUCCUGGCACGAGUCACUACUUGGAUGAGACUCACAUACAUGUUUGGAACAUUCUUGGAUUUGCAAUUGAAAGCAAUUGGGAUUUUCCUCUCUGCAUCAAGCCAUGAUCAGUUCAUCAUGGAAUUCCUUGAGGAUGGAGGUGUGCUCACUCUGCUGGAGAUCUUGGGCCACUCUAAAAGAAAAGAGGAGGAAAAGGCAGAGGCGCUACAUCUUCUUCUCACUGUUUCAAAAAGUGGUCGCAAAUACAAAGAGUUCAUUUGUGAAAGCAAUGGUGUGAAAGCUAUAGCAGAGGUAUUGGCUAUAUCAAACACAGAUGAAACAAAAGAGACAGCUCAGGCACUCCUGGAGUCCCUGUCCAAUGGUAAUCCCAAAUAUCAAAACCAAAUCUACAAAAGUCUGAUUGCUCUUAUGACCUGUUCCUCCCCAAAGGCUCAGCAGCUGGUCCUAUACACCUUGCACCCUUUGCAGUCCAAAAUGAGAACAGCAAGUCAUAGCAUUGUGGAGCCUCUACUGAAAAAGCUAAUGUCCUUGCACCUGGAAGUUCAAAAUGGAGCUAUAAACCUGAUCCUACUCCUGAAGUCUUAUGAUGUGAGGCCUGUGCUGCUCAGCGGGCUGGUUGCUCUGCUGAGGCCUACAAAAGAAGAAGUACAGGAGCACCAGAAUACAGGGGAGGCUGAGAUAAUCAAGACAGCUGGAUCUCUGCCUGUGUUUGUGCAGCAAGCUGCUGCAGCUAAAACUAUACGCUUACUGGCUGAGGACAGCCCAGAAGUAUCUUGUGAGCUUCUUUCUCUUGGAGUGGUUCAACAUCUUCUGUUCGCUCUGGGAAACAGAGAGUACACUGAUGCCCAAUUACAAGCCAGUCUGGCUUUGAAGCACUUUGUCCACUCAGACCCUGCUAUAGAGGAACAAGUAAAGAGAAUCAUUGGCAGAACACUGUUUACGGCCUUCAUGCACAAAGCUGAAACUUUAUACAUGAAUAUAGAUGAAACACAAGCAGAAUUUCUGCUUAACAACAGCCUGAACGUAACUGAGGAUAAAGGUUUGGAUGGUGGUAAAUCUGAAGGAUGA